This is a messenger RNA of Exophiala viscosa, 1839 nucleotides long. Its product is annotated as S-adenosylmethionine synthetase-like protein. Gene Ontology annotation, molecular function: methionine adenosyltransferase activity; ATP binding. The coding region runs from base 488 to 1675 and encodes 395 amino acids. Gene Ontology annotation, biological process: S-adenosylmethionine biosynthetic process. The transcript has 3 exons. Lineage: Eukaryota; Fungi; Ascomycota; Eurotiomycetes; Chaetothyriales; Herpotrichiellaceae. The record is from RefSeq and is a predicted model, not a curated record. Gene Ontology annotation, cellular component: cytosol.
CGCCCUCUCUGCCGGAUAAAGCGCGAAAGAGAUACUGUGAGUGAGUGUGCAUGGGGCCAUCAGGAACCGCUAUUUGCUGGUUUGGCUGGAAAAAAGACACGACUGCCGAUUGCCUGCCGAUAACGACAUCGCAAGGGCAAGACUGCAAACUGUUUUCUCCUCACUAAAUUUCCCCCCAAUUUUUUUCCAAGGUCCAUCCUCUUCUCUACUUGUUGUCAUAGACCGCUUUUCUCCCACUCUCGCUGGCUUGAAUUCCUUUUCACACACCUCUUGUGACUCUUGGACAUACGGAUCUUGCAGUACAUCACAGUCAGGACCCGGGAAAAGUUCAGCAGCGAUUGGGAUUGUCACUUCUCUUGACAGCCUCCUCUCCCUCUCCAGUACAUACCCCUCCACCAGCCUCUUCGCGUUCAACACCCUCGGACAACCGUCUCCGGCACUUUUUCUCUCCUAAAGAAACCCUCAGCAACCCCUGUACUCUUUCAAAAUGGCCGGUCCCGUUAAUGGCAACACCAAUGGUGCCGACAAGCGUGAUACCUUCCUCUUCACCUCCGAAUCUGUCGGCGAGGGUCACCCCGAUAAGAUCGCUGAUCAGGUUUCCGAUGCCGUCCUCGAUGCCUGCCUCAAAGAAGACCCUCUAUCCAAAGUCGCUUGCGAGACUGCCACCAAGACCGGCAUGAUCAUGGUCUUUGGAGAAAUCACCACCAAGGCUCGUCUUGACUACCAGAAGAUCAUUCGUAACACCAUCCGGGAGAUUGGCUAUGACCACUCCGACAAGGGUUUCGACUACAAGACUUGCAACGUCCUUGUGGCUAUUGAAGAACAAUCCCCCGAUAUCGCUCAGGGUCUACACUAUGAAGAGGCGUUGGAGAAGCUCGGUGCCGGUGACCAAGGUAUCAUGUUCGGAUACGCUACCGACGAGACCCCAGAACUCCUUCCCCUGACCAUCCAACUCGCCCACAAGCUCAACGCUGCCAUGACAUCUGCACGAAAGUCCGGCGAGAUCCCAUGGCUACGGCCCGACACCAAGACUCAGGUCACGGUGGAAUAUGCUCAUGAUGGAGGUGCCGUCAUUCCCCUGAGAGUGGACACUGUUGUUGUCUCAGCGCAACACUCUGAGGACAUCACCACCGAGGAGCUACGAAAGGAAAUCAAGGAGAAGAUUAUCAAGAAGGUCAUCCCUGCCAAGUACCUUGACGACAAGACCGUCUACCACAUCCAACCUUCUGGUCUCUUCAUCAUCGGCGGCCCUCAAGGUGAUGCUGGUCUUACUGGACGUAAGAUCAUUGUUGACACAUACGGUGGCUGGGGUGCUCACGGUGGUGGUGCUUUCUCUGGCAAGGACUACAGCAAGGUUGAUCGCUCGGCAGCCUAUCUUGCCCGAUGGAUCGCCAAAUCCCUUGUCAAGGCGCGUCUCGCUCGUCGAUGCCUCGUUCAACUCUCAUACGCUAUUGGUGUUGCCGAGCCUUUGUCUCUGUUUGUCGAUACAUAUGGCACUGGUGACAAGUCCAGCGCUGAGCUCGUCGAGAUCAUCCUUGCCAACUUCGAUCUCCGACCUGGUGUCAUUGUCAAGGAACUGAACCUUAUCAACCCCAUCUACUGCCGAACCGCCAAGAACGGCCACUUCUCCGACCAGACCUUCACCUGGGAGCAGCCUAAGGAGCUUAAGUUCUAAGCUGCUAUUGACAUACUGCGGCAAAGAUGAUGGCACUCCUCAACUGGACGAUCGAAGACGUUAAACAGAUCGAAUGGCGGAUCAUGCAAGAUUCUGCACCUUGGUUUCAACCAUCCAAGGUCGGUUUGAUGCCUGUGCUGCCAUUUCCUGGAAGCGUUUCGAUG